Lepisosteus oculatus (spotted gar) is the source of this 5597-nucleotide messenger RNA. RefSeq names its product FA complementation group D2 (gene fancd2). NCBI's taxonomy places the organism in Eukaryota, Metazoa, Chordata, Actinopteri, Semionotiformes, Lepisosteidae. Gene Ontology annotation, biological process: mitotic intra-S DNA damage checkpoint signaling; homologous chromosome pairing at meiosis; double-strand break repair involved in meiotic recombination. The record is from RefSeq and is a predicted model, not a curated record. Gene Ontology annotation, molecular function: DNA polymerase binding. Gene Ontology annotation, cellular component: condensed chromosome; nucleus.
CAAACACUGGCGCGGGAAAGUAACUUUCUGAAUUACAGCCUGUUAGUUGAGGGGGAUUUCAGCGAGUCUGUUUUACUGAUACACACCGCUAAGGCAGGACCAGUGGUUUGAUCAAAAUGAUGCGAAAGAAGAGGCGUUCCUCUUUGGAUAAAAUUGAAAGCGACGCCUCCGUCACGUCUAAGAGCAAGAAGAGUCGUGAUGGGACGCGCAGCCUGAAGCCCACAGCGCAGCACGCGACGCAGCACGCAGGGGAGUCUGUGUUUGCCCAGCUGGUGAGGGGGGCAGGUAUCGCUUUGAGACAGGGCCGCACGCCCAACGAAAUCACUGUGGAUCAAGCGAUGUUCCACGGGAGACUUCAGCGGAGCCUGAGGAAACAUCCUCAUUAUCCCAAUGUAAUUAAAGAAUUUAUUACUGGACUGGAGUCUCACAUUGAAGAUCAGGAAAAGUUCAAGAACUGCCUUUUGCCCUGUGUCCCACGCUCAUCUGAUGGGGAAUCCAGCACUGCUGUCACUUCAUACCAGGAGAGUCUCAUCAAGAUGCUUCUGGGAAUUGAGAUGCUUCAGCCAUCUGUCAUAAACACCUUGUUUGAGAAGCUGCCCGAGUUCAUGUAUGAUGGUGUGGGAGACGAUGGGUUGAAUAUUCCCCGCAUUAUAAUCAACCAGUUCAAGUGGUUGGACAGAGUGAUGGACAGCAAAGACUUGGCCAAUAAGCUGAUGCAGCUGGUUGCUGUGGCACCAGUGGAGAUCCAGCGGGACAUCAUCAGCAGCCUGCCUGAGAUUCUUGAGGACGCGCAACACAACGACAUUGCCAGGGAGCUCAAUUCCCUACUUCAGAAGAACACGCAGUUGACUCUGCCUAUAUUGGAUGCUCUCUCCAGUCUCAAUUUGAGCCCCACCCUGCUGGCUGAGGUGCGUCAGGCUGUCAUGACCACUCUUUCUGCGGUGGAGCUAGAGGACUUGCCCGUGGUUGUGAAGUUCAUACUGCACAAUUUGUCAGGAGCUGAAGCUUAUGAGGUCAUCUGUGAUCUCAGGAAGAAGCUGGAACUCGAGUCGUGUGUCUUACCCCCUGUGCUGCAAGCCUCCCAGAACCGACUGAAGAGCAAAGGGCCAGCUGGAUCUUCCCACCACCCUGCAGCCAGCUGCAGCCAGGACUGCGUGUCACUGGUCUUAGAUGUCAUCAAAUCAGCCGUUCGCUUUCAGAAGCCCAUCUCAGAGGCAUGGCUUAAGGCUAUUGAGAAUAUUGAUGCAACAGAAGACCACAAGGUCAUAGACAUCAUGGCGCUGCUCAUUCUCCAUUCUGCCACCGCAAACCAGGGGCGCCGCGAGGUGGAGCGCCUCCUGCGGGUGAAAGUACGCGCGGGGCAGGUUCGCGAGUCCCUCCUGCAGACCGCCUUUCGGGGUCAUGCCCUGGUGAUGUGUGGGUACUUCCCCUCCAUCCUGGCGCUGGCUCAGACUCUCCUGCGCUCUCCCGACUCCAGUGUCCUGACAUUUGGGAGCCACAUGUACAAACAUGCUUUCAUGGCCUUUGACUCCUACUGCCAGCAGGAGGUGGUGGGUUCGCUGGUGGCACACGUGUGCAGCGGCUACGCCCAUGAGGUGGAUGUGUCCCUGGAGCUGCUGGGAGAGCUCGUGACCCAGCGGCCCUCCGACAUGUCUCUGUACGCCGUCUUCAUCAAGGGGAUCCUAGACUACAUGGACAACCUGACGCCCCAGCAGAUCCGCAGGCUGUUCUUCAUCCUCAGCCAGCUGGCUUUUGGAUCGCACCCCCAGGGCAGCCACAUCCAGGAUGACAUACACAUCGUAAUCCGGAAGCAGCUGUCCAGCACGGUGUCCAAGUACAAACGUAUCGGGAUCAUAGGCGCAGUGAUGGUGGUGGGUGGUAUGGCAUCUCACAGGACUAACUCGGCAUCGUCAAAUGGACAGGAGCCUUCUCUGUCCAAGGAAAUUUGUAGGCAGGUGACGGCCCUGCUGGAGCUGGUUCGGUCCUGUAGCGAGGGUUCCCCGGAGGCAGCCGCGCUGUACUACGAUGAACUGGCCAAUCUGGUGCAGACUGGUCACCUGGACAAAGUUGUGCAGGAAUGGAUUGGGAAAAGUGUACUUGAGGAUUUCCAGGAUGACUUUGUGGUGGACCUUGGGCCAGAGAUACAGGGAGACUUCCCCUUCCCUGUGAAAGUCAUGUAUAGCCUAGAUGAGGAGGAGGAGAGCCAAGGGGGAAUUGCAGUCAACCUCCUGCCACUGCUUGUCAAAGAUCUCAGCCAGAAGGGGGCGCAGUGGAGUCAGCCUGGAGAGGAGAACAAGAAGCAGGUGUCUCCACUGCGCCUGGCUUCCUUCUUCCGCCUGCUGCGUCUGUGCGAGGAAGAGCAGCACGACGGCGACCUGGAGGAAAUCGACGCCCUGAUUGGGUGUCCUCUGAUUCUGACUGACCUGGAUGUCGUUGACAAGAUCGAGUCCCUGUCCAAGUCUGAGAAGGAAUUUCUCUGCACUUUGCUUUUCUACACCAUCAACUGGUUCAGAGAGGUGGUGAAUGGAUUCUGCCGACAGAAGGACCCUGAGGUAAAGCUGAAGGUGGUGAUGCGUCUUCAGAACAUCACUUAUUUGCAGAGCAUCCUGGAGAGGUGCUUGGCAGCAACUCCCAGCUAUGUGCCCCCUCCCGCCAACUUUGACUGUGAAACUGCAGAAGGAGGUCCAGCCCCUACAAGCACCAUUCCUCUCAAGAAAGCCAGAAAAGAGCUCGGCGGAAAGAAACGCAAGGCCCAGGCCAGUAAGGCCGUCCCUGGAGACAGCUCUCAGCAGGAGGAGGGUGGUGAGGCCGAGGAAUCCCAGCAGGAGAAGGAUCACGCAGAGAAGGAGAAGGAGAAGGAGGAGGGCAAGGCAGGAGUGAGCCUGGCCUCAUUCCGGCCUUAUUUCCGGGAGCUGGACAUUGAGGUGCUGAAUGUGCUGCAGUGUGGUGUCCUCUCCCGGUCGCUUCUGGACAGCGAGCUCCACACCAGGGUGCGUGAGGAAGUGCGACUUGGCCCUUCGGAGCUCGUAUUCCUGCUGGAAGAUUUGUCCCGGAAGCUGGAGUUCAGCCUGGCAGCCUCCCCUGCUAAGAGGGCUCCCUUUCUCAAGGGCAAGGCAGAUAAGACGGUGGGAUUCUCUCACCUCCAGCAGAAGAGUCCUGCGGAAAUCGCCGCAUGUUGUGUGCAACUGCUGCCCACUCUCUGUACCCACCUGGAGAACUCGCACAACUACUUCCAGGGUCUCCUGACAGAGAACCAGGGUGUGGUUGACGCGCUUGGGGUAGAUGUGAAAGAAUACCAGCUCAUGGCCUCCUGUUACCAGCUGCUAAUCCAGGUCUUACACACCACCUUCAGCUGGAAUGGGUUCCUUCAACAGGAGAAGCGCAAGCUGCUGAAGAUGGCGCUGGGUGUCCUGGCUGGGCGUCUGAAGGAAAAGGAGGUGGAACUGAGCUUAGAGGAGCAGGUCAGGCACAGCUUCGAAUACCUGCUGAAUUUCCGCAGCAGCAUGCCCACCUGCUGUACAGCUCUCUCCCUCAUUCAGCUGCUGAUACUGAUUGCAGAGUGUGCCGGACCCAGUAAUUCUGCUUACCGAGAGCACCUAGCCUCUCUUGCCCGGCGUUUCCUGUGCCAGGAGUGGGUUCUGCCCAGUGGAGAGCGAGAGAGGGGGAACAAACACAAUGACACAUUGCAGACCCUCCUCAGCAUUUAUCUGGAUCACAGCGCUGAUGUGCUGAAGGCCAUUGAAGAGAUUGCUGAGGAGGGGGUGUCUGAACUUGUGAGCAGUGCCAAGGAUGGCUGCUCCAAAACCUUCCCCACUCUUAACAGACAGACUUUCUUGGUUUUCUACCGGGGAAUGAUGAUGGAGCUGGAGAAAUCUGUCCGCAGGAUUCAACCUGGGAAGCAGACGGACUCCAGUGAGACGCAGACUGAGAAACUCCGUAUCUGGAAUCUGGCAGUACGAGACUUCCACAUCCUGGUGAAUCUGGUUAAGGUUUUUGACAGCAGAUCUGUGAUUGGUGUUUGUUUAAAGUAUGGACGCCUUUUUGUGGAAGCUUUCUUGAAGCUUGGGAUGCCAUUAUUAGAUUUCAGCUUUAAGAAACACAAGGAAGAUGUGCAGACCUUGCUGAAAACAUUUCAGCUGAGCACCAGACAGCUUCAUCACGUGUGUGGGUACUCAAAGAUCCGACAGGACACAGGACUGACAAAUCACGUGCCAGUGCUGAAGAAGACCCUGGAGCAGUUUGUGUAUCGCGUGAAGGCCACUCUCGUCCUCAACAGCUGCCAGGAGGCUUUCUGGCUAGGAAACCUCAAGAACAGAGACCUGCAGGGUGAGGAGAUCUUGUCGCAGAGAUCUCAGGCCAGUGACGAGGAGGAUGAGCAACAGGUCUCACAGCUGCCAAAGGAGCAGUCUGAAGAAGAGGAGGUGAGGAGCGACUCUGAAGCUAGGAAGAGCGGGCAGGAGAAUGACGAAAGUACCGAUGACUCGGAUUAGACGCCCCCUGGUGGAGAGAGGGCCACAGGACUUAGCAAGGUCCCUUAGAGCUGCUGUCAGCGUGGUCUGGUCCUAUGGUGCCUGUAUGGCCUCCUCCAGCCUCACAACUCUACCAGCGCUCCAGACAGCGUUGUAGUCUACUGCUAGUGACAUACUCAUUCUGCUAAAGCUAUUCAUCAUCAUAAGUGGUGCAGCUAUGGAUGAUGAGUCCAAACGGUUUUACACAGAUAUACAACGAAAGUUAAGAAUUUAGCAGUGGUCACAGAAGAACGAACACUGUUUUGACUUUUUAUUGAAGUGGAUAAAGAGACUGUGUUCAGACCAGUCACUGCUCUAUUAAACUAGUGUAAACAGGCUUAUACUAGUUUACUUAAAUUCAUCUUAAUUAGACUUCAGAUGGAAACAUUCAUUUCUAUCUUUGUUUACACCCACUCCACUGGCAGUAUCUAGAUGUAACCUGUACUUAAUCUUAAUCUCGAGCUCAUUUCAUCCAUGAGCUCUUCUUUAAAAAGACCCUUCUUCACAACAUAUUGUAGUAAUGUGCUGCUGAAUUGGUAGAAAUGUUUAAAUUCUAAAUAUGGAGUCGGAAGGAUUUUAAUUUAAUUUUGUUUAGGCAAAUAGCCACUUGGGAAAUGGAAGACGGAGUGAAAAUUACUCCUGAAAAACAGAGUUGGGGAUCCAUAUUGAAGUAUUUGUAUUAGGAUGAUUUGCAAAGCUGAACAAGAUGGAAUCUUUUGAUAUAACCUAGAUUUUCACAGUAAAGUUCUCUGAAAAAAAUACUGUAUGUGAGGUUUCUAAUGUAGUAUACAUUCAUGCAGGUCAUUUUUAUUUUGUAACUUUGACAUUGUUGAGUUAUAAAAAAAAACAUUGCACAUUUAAAGCUUGUUAAAUAACAUGUUAUUCAAAAGAAAACGGUUUAUAUAGUUUUGGGGAAAAAUAUUAGUUUUAUGUGAAUGUUAACUCAGUUUAAAAUGGUCUUUGUGGCUUGUACACUGUUGUAUGAAUGUUUUGUACAGCACUUAAAAAGUUAUUGUUCCAAAUAUAAAUUAUCUGUUCAAUACAUAGAUGUGAUAUCCUGCUUGAAGUAUAAUAUCUAUAAAGACCAUA